AUGCAAAUCUUUGUGAAGACCCUCACGGGCAAGACCAUCACCCUCGAGGUCGAGCCCUCUGAUACGAUCGAGAAUGUGAAGGCAAAGAUCCAGGACAAGGAGGGCAUCCCUCCCGACCAGCAGCGUCUCAUCUUCGCCGGUAAACAGCUCGAGGACGGCCGCACCCUUUCGGACUACAAUAUCCAGAAGGAGUCGACCCUCCACUUGGUCCUCCGACUCCGUGGUGGUGCCAAGAAGCGCAAGAAGAAGAACUACACCACCCCCAAGAAGAACAAGCACAAGAAGAAGAAGGUUAAGCUGUCGGUGCUUAAGUUCUACAAGGUGGACGACAACGGCAAAAUCACCCGACUCCGACGCGAGUGUGAGAACAAGGAGUGCGGCGCCGGCGUCUUCAUGGCAAAUCACUUUGACCGUCACUACUGUGGCCGGUGCAACCUGACCCUCGUCUACAACAAGCCCGAGGAGAAGUGA
Messenger RNA from Rhagoletis zephyria (snowberry fruit fly), 471 nucleotides. Lineage: Eukaryota; Metazoa; Arthropoda; Insecta; Diptera; Tephritidae. The record is from RefSeq and is a predicted model, not a curated record.